Artibeus jamaicensis (Jamaican fruit-eating bat) is the source of this 7868-nucleotide messenger RNA. It is a transcript of the gene RGS9BP, whose product is annotated as regulator of G protein signaling 9 binding protein. The transcript has a single exon. The coding region runs from base 433 to 1140 and encodes 235 amino acids. NCBI's taxonomy places the organism in Eukaryota, Metazoa, Chordata, Mammalia, Chiroptera, Phyllostomidae. Gene Ontology annotation, cellular component: neuron projection; photoreceptor outer segment. Gene Ontology annotation, biological process: detection of light stimulus involved in visual perception; G protein-coupled receptor signaling pathway. The record is from RefSeq and is a predicted model, not a curated record.
AGGACGCGCGGGAGUGGGUGGAUCCUUUAGAAACUCGACCCGCCCUUGGCAGCGGCUAAGACGGAGCGUGCAGCUCGCGGACUAGUCCUGGCAACGGCACCAGAGGAGGAUGGGGACCGCAACCACGGCUUCACGCGGGGCCACCGUGAAGGCCAGGGCGAGGCAGAGACUCAGCGUGUGACUGGGAGGAUGGACGACAGGACGGGAGGCAGCUAACAGGGUUCUCUCUCCGCUCCCGGUCCUCGGACGCUCACAUCGCAGGUCCCGAGUGGGCUCCGACGACAGAACUGCAGCGCGGAACUAAUCUUGGGCCAUGAGGAGAGUGCCAGCGGCCCAACCCGGGGCCGCUGUCGAGACUGGCCGCAUUCUCCCACGCUGAGGGCGUGAGCUGAGAGGGGCGCAGGCAACCAGGUUGUGCUUGAGCUCACCAACAUGGUGAGGGAGGAGUGCAAGGCGCUUCUGGACGCGCUCAACAAGGCGACCGCGUGCUAUCACCACCUGGUGCUGACCAUCGGCGGCUCGGCGGACUCGCAGAACCUGCGGGAGGAGCUGCAGAAGACGCGCCAGAAGGCACAGGAGCUGGCGGUGGCUACCGGCUCCCUCCUGACCACCGCGCUGCGAGACCAGCGCCUGGGCGCGGAGGAGCGCGCCGAAUUCCAGCGCCUCUGGGUAACCUUCUCCGGCUGCCUGGAACUGCUGGAAGCCGACAUGCGGCGGGCACUGGCGUUGGGCACCGCGUUUCCACUGCACGCCCCACGGCGGCCGCUCGUGCGCACUGGUGUGGCGGGUCACUCGUCUGGUGUAGCGGCGCGCGCUCUGAGCAUCCGCAGCCUGCGGCAUGAGGCGGAGCGGGACUUCGACAAGGAAGAUCUGCACAAGCUAGAGCGGGAGAUCCUUCAGGUGGGCAAGAUGAUUCACGACUUGGAGAUGAAGGUCAACGUGCCCCGCUGGACAGUGCAAGCCCGGCAGGCGGCGGGUGCCGAGCUUCUGUCCAGUGCUGGCGCCUCCACGGCCGGCUUUGCGUCCGUAGAAGAGCGCACAGGGCCGUGCGACCCGAGCAAGGCCCUGGCUGCUACAGUUUUCAGCGCCGUGCUGCUGGUGGCUGUAGCCCUGGCGGUGUGCGUGGCGAAGCUGAGCUGACCGACACCUGACGGCCCCCGCCUCCACCACUGCUCCUUCCCCAGAGACACCCCUUUCCCGGAAUGAUCUCUACCUCCAGGACUCAGGAUGGGAGUGGAAUCUGGAGUGGUUAAGAGGAGCGGUUCUAAAAUUCUGUGUAUGUAGGUGUACACGCAUGUUUCAAGCACACAUUUGCCAUCAGAACGUAGUUCCCUCUGACUGGGCGGGGAGGAGUUAAUUUUUUGCGGGCUGGCAGGGCAUUACCGCUAACGUCCGCUGGAGCUUUAUCGCUUUAUCCACUAUUAAUAGAAAACCGUCCACAGUGACCUUAGAUUCCUCUGAGUUAAUGGGUUACCGCCUGAGCUGCUGAGGCGUGUUUAUACUGAGUCCCAGUUUGGUGCCACCAUCCCUGCUGACGACUCCUACUCUGUGCAUGGGGCAGUUUGAAAAAGGGGUUGAUCAAAUGAGGUGUGGGACAGUUUUGUGGGAGCGGGGGGGGGGAUUCUUCUGAAUGAGAAGCAGAUUGCAACAAGAUAUAAGCAGGGGUUUUGUUUGUUUGUUUGUUUUACCUUAAUCCUUUGGGGCCUAAAUUUAGAAGAGUGCAAACAGUUCAUGCAAAGUGCUUUCUCGAUGGUUCAUAUUAGUCACAAAAAUCAGAAGAGGUUUGGGGUGGUGCGCUCCCGCGCAGGGUCUGAUUCUGCUUAGGAAACUAGAGAGGAGCCAUAGAACCUGCCUUCAAGGGAUUGGAGCCACUGCACACACUGCUUAUUUAAAAGGGCUCUCCGCCAGCCUGGGAGCGGUUCAAGCUUUGGGAGGGGCUGCAUGCUUUAUAGGCAGGGACUUUCUCCUUCGCUGUGGCUUAUUUUUUGUUCCAGAACUAGACCAAGAGUUUUUGAUCCUUCUUUUGGGGGAGGGCUAGGGAAUCCUCUUCGGAGCUCUUAAUCUUAUCUAUCCCUCGGAAUUUGCUUAGCAGCCGGUAGGAAGGCUAGUUUUGGAAGGAGCCUCACAGCACUCUGCCCCAACACUGCCCCCUGAUGGGGUAUAGUGGCAUCAAUGUCACACAGAGGUUUUGAGCCAAUUAGCCAAGUCCGGGUUAGACUGUUAACACCUUUAACGUGGAAUGUAAGAACCAUUUUAAAAAUAACAAUCAUUUUAAAGAAAAAUCACAUAACCACAUUGUGUACUAUUAAAGCUGGUUUUUUUCCCUAAAGGAUAUUUGGUCACGAAUAUAUGUGCCAAUGAGUCAAACAUAGCAGUCUUAAAUACUUUGGUUACUAAAUAUACAUCUGCAUCUAUUUUUAAAAUUGAUCUUGAAGGCAGAAGGUCAUAGCAAAAGCUACCAAAACCAUAAGAGUAGAUGACAGAAGUGGUCAUUGCUUUAAAUUAAAAAAAAAUUAUUGAUUGAUUUUAGAGAGGGGAAGCAAGAGAGAAACAUCAAUUUGUUGUUCUGCUUAUUUAUGCAUUCAUUGGUUGCUUCUUGUAUGUGCCCUGACAGGAGAUCAAACCCCCCAACCUUGGCAUACUGAAACAGUGCUCUGAUCAACCAAGCUACCAGGCCAGGGUGGCCCUUGCUUCUUUUGUCCAUAAAUAAGGAAAUGUAGAAAACACCCUGACUCUCAGGCUGGAAUUUGCCUGAGCAGGGCAGCCACCUCUGACCUGUUUGCAGAGAGCAUCUGUUGAGAAAAAAGAUGCAUUUAACUCCCUAAAGGCAAUAAUUUGGAAUAAAACUCAGAGGCUCUGGUUUGGCUGAAAACUGACAAGAAUUUUGUUUUCAUUUUUACCUCAGAAAUGAGAAAAGUUGCCAGGAGGAGUGAAUUUGCAGUUUUUUACAAGGGCAACUUGGAUGGGCAAAGGGCAGAAGCAAAUAGCAGCAGGAGUGCUGGCCAGGGGCUCAGUGCGGACCCGAAGGUGUACUUCCAGCCCCACCCCUCUCCACCCACUCCCACUCCACCUCAGCACACAGGUUUCAGGGACUUAGAAUGUGAGAUGUUUGCAUGUGUCUGUGAUAAUGGUUUUAAAACACUCACAAGGUCUUAGGCUGAUUACAUGUUUUACGAUAAUUAAAAAGAACUCCUGCCUCAUCCAAUCUGGGUGAAUCUGAUAGCAGCCAACAUUAAAUUCUUUUGCACUUGAUGGCCAGGGUACCUUCAGAGAUGGCACAGAAAAUUUUUCAACUCCCCUAUGCCUCUUCUGGUAUACAUAUAACAUGCCAUGGAACCUUUGUCACCUCCCCAAAGUCUUGUCUCAGGGAAGAGGAAGCUGGGGCAUUUUUUUUUUUUUGGAUCCAGUAUUGGUAAAUAUCCCUAAAAACCAAGCCCUGAAUAGAUUCUCCUUUUUCUAGCACUGUCGCUCUGUUCUUUUUAAUUAAAUUGAUUGAUUUUAGAGAAAGGGGGUAAAGGAGAGAUAAAAACACCAAUGUGUUAUUCCACUUAUUUAGGCAUUCAUUGGUAUGUGCCCUAACUGGGGAUGGGACCCCAAACCUUGGUGUUUUGGGAUGAUGGUCUAAACAACUGAGCGACCCGGCCAGGACCUCUGUUCUUAUUAUCAAGGUGUUUUGUACAUGAAAAAAAAAAAAACAUUGUUCAGGCUCCAGCUGGUUAGCUCAGUUAUUUAGAAUGUCCAGAUAUACCAAGGUUGUGGAUUUGAUCUCUAGUUGGGGCACAUAGAGGAGUCAACCAAUGAAUGCAUAAGUAAGUGGAACAACAAAUUCUCCCUCUGUCUGUCUGUCUCUCUCCCCUCUCUCUCUCCCACCCUCUCUCUCUCAAAUCAAUAAAUAAAUUUUAAAAAAGAAAAAAAAAUCAGCAGAACCUGCUAAAGAAACAGCCAAUCCACCAGAAGUUGUGUAUGUAAUCCACAGAGAGCAGUCAGGACAGUUUUCUUUGCUGUUGCUCCUUCCGCCCAUUUGGCAAACCCUUGGGCAUUUACUUAUACGUGCAGUCAGAUGUGCGCCUGAUUCCCAGAGUCUUCUGCUCUCUGACAUUAGUGGUAAGAUGCUACAAGAAGAGGCUGAAUUACAAUAAACACAUUUAUCCUGAAGAUGUGUUUUGCCAUCAAGGGGCACAUAAGAGAUCGUGGCCACUUAAUUUGGAGGUUCGGAUUCGCAGACAAUAAAAACCCCAAGUCAAAGGUGAAUAACUAAACACUUUAUUAAGCAAGAGCAAAGCAAAAGCAAGAAUCAAGAUCAUACAUCACCAGCCCUGGCUGGUGUAGCUCAGUGGACUGAGUGCGGGCCUGCGAACCACAUGAUCGCAGUUCGAUUCCCAGUCAGGGCACAUGCCUAGGUUGCAGGCCGGUUCCCUGCAGGCCAGUUCCCAGCAGGGGACACACAAAAGGCAACCAUACAUUGAUGUUUCUCUCCCUCUCUCUUUCCCUUCCCCUCUAAAGAUAAAUAAAUAAUAAUAAUAAUUUUAAAAAAAAAGAUCAUACAUCACCAGACAGGAAUUCACUAACACCUGGAUGUAGAUGCUGGGAAUCCCAGAGACAACAUUCGGAGUACGACUGGGAAAGUGCCGAGCAAAGCAUUCUUCUCAGGUGAGGUUCCAAAGUCUCUCUUUAGGGGCUAUGGUUAUAUAUGAUUUAGGCAAAAGUGGCUGUGUGCCAAGGACCUUGUGUGACCUGACCGAUCAAUAGGUCCCUCCAGGAGACAGGCCGAUUGUCCCUGGGAGAGAGCAUACCUAUACAAUAAAGAUCACAGGCUCAGGCAUAAACGGAGGAUUCUUAAUGUCCCCUUAACACGUCACCUGUUAGCCUAAACAACUCUGAGUUUAAAUUUUUUUUUUUAAUUUUGGGAAUAUGUUUAUUAAAUCUGGGGACAGUGAAACAAGGGAGGGCUUAGGAUAGAGGAAGCAACAGGAAAGCCUGGGUGGGCUGCCUGAGCUCACUGGGAAGUCAGGAAAUAGGCAGGGGCUGUACAGACAGGUUCAUAGGGUUAGCUGAGGACAAGCUGCUGCCACCCAUUGCUCCCCUGGGUGCAAGUCCCGUGGGGUUCCUUGGAGUUUAGGAGAUGCAUGCCUGAGAGGGAAGAAAGGCAUGGGCAUGCUCAAGGGAUGGAGAGCACACCUGAAAAAUUUAAACAUUAGUAAUAUUUGGCAUUAUCUGUAGUUAUAUAACAUUGUCUAAUAGAACUUUCGCUCUAUGAUGCAAGCAAAAUCAUUUUCUGUGUGAGCAACAGCCUGCUCUCUCUAGCUUUCUCCUUUCAUUUCUACACAUAAUUCAAAAAAUUGCUUUCUGGUAGAAGCCUGACUUAAUUUAGGUGUUUGAUAUCAGUUACUAAUUUUGUAAAAAAAAAAAUUGGUAUGAUCUUAUACCAUGAUACAAGUGAUAGAAAAAAAAGAAACAAAAGUUCAACAUGUUUAAUAUAGGGUAUAUAUGAAGAAGUCAAUGUUGAAAUCUAUGUCAGAGAACAUCCACUUCCCCAAAUGGAAGGUAUAAGUUAAAGGGUAGACCUUCACUUCCAAAGUCAAGUGCUAUUGUGAAGUAAAAUCUCUGGUGAAGUUAGGCACACAUAUAUAGAAAACACCCCUGGCUUCUCUUCUGGGGACAACAGUGCUGCUUUAUGUACCACUGGGAAGACAAGCUCUUGAAAUGUCAAAACUCUCAUCAUGGGAACUUUAAACCAUUGCUACUGGUUAAAAGAAAAUAUGUUUGUACGAGAAAAAAUGCCUACUUGCAAUUUUUUAUGUGCUAUAAGAGCUUAUGCUUUUAAAUGCUAUAAGGGAAAAUAUUUUUGGUAAAUAAAAGUAGAGCAUAAACUUCAUGAUUUACCUAAGGUUUACAGUAAGCUAUAUACGGGAUGUGUGAUGUUGAAUGACUAAAAAGUAGUUCUGCUUGAAGAGAGUUCUGGUUUGCAUGUGGACCCUGAUGAUGCUGUGUUUUCCUUUUCAAUGUGCACAUGGGUAUGUUUUUAGCUACUUGGUUGCUUUCCAGAAUGUAGUUCUCUGUUCUGAGUGCUUGUAAAGGUGCAAGCCUCAGAGUGUAAGUCUUUAUGUCAGAGACACAAAGUGCUGCAGGACUGGCCUCUGUCUUCUUUUAGUGCAGGCCUCCUCUGAGGCAUGACCAGCUGCAAUGGGCAGGGGCUUUGCUUCCCUUUCCAAGUACCUCGGACAAGUCACUGACCUCCCUGUGCCUCACUCGCCUCAUUUGUGAAACGGGGGUUCCUCACUAAUUCAAAGGUCCCUUCCAGAGCUUAAAACAUUUAACAGAAUGCAGUUAAACAAGAAAGCGUUAUUUUUUUUAUGUUGUUUAUUUUGGUGAAUACUAAAAUGGAAUCUUACAGUUUGUUGGUUAUUGUCUAAAACUGGUCUGUUGGUAAAACUCCAAGUGAAUUUUAAAAAUCUGAAUGAACUAAACUUACUGUGAUUUUAGUCUACAUCAGAAUUAGUGGAUGGACUUAAAUGCAAAUUUGUGUAAAUGCUACUUAUUUAUAGUACUUACAUUAGAUUAAGAAUUUAAAUUCAGACUCUACAUCUAAGUCCAAGAAAGCCUAAUAUUUAUUUAACAGCUUGUUGUACCCAGAAGGUGGACCACCUGAACUGAUUCUGGGAAAUUAUAGAUGUGAAAACCUGUCCUUAGUCAUGGAGGCUGGGAGAAUCCUGUUCUAUAAAGUCACCUGGUGCCCUCAGCACUGUGACCACAUUUGCUGUCUGCUGUCCAGAAAGAAGUGUGAGUGCAUGGCUGUCAUCAGAUUCAAAGUGGAAUAAAGAGCUUUGUGUCUACUGUUUAAAUGAUGCUUCUACCUAAAAUGUUUAUUAAUAAGCAAAAAAUUAAAGAUAACACAUAGCCUUUACAACUUUGUCGAAAAAGGCACCCUCAAAUGAUUCAGCUAUCAACUAUUGUGAUUUUUUAAAUUCUUUUUUAAAAAGAUCUUAUUUAUUUAUUUUUAGACAGAGGGGGAGGGAGGGAGAAAGAGAGAGAAAAACAUCAACGUGUGGUUGCCUCUCACAUGCCCCCUACUGGGGACCUGGACUACAACCCAUGCACAUGCCCUGAACUGGGAAUAGUACCAGCAACCCUUUGGUUUGCAGGCAGGCACUCAAUCCACUGACCUACACCAGCCAGGGCUUAAAAAAUAUUCAUUAUCGUACACAUUUGAAUUGAAGAGCAUGUCCUGACCAACGUAUUUACCCUUCACAGAUUUCAUUACAACAGAGGUGUUCAGAAAUACUUCAGGAUUAUAAAUCUCUGAGUGCUGUUCUACAAUAUGAUUAUAAUCACUUUCUUUUUCUGGCUGUGGUCAACACAGGUCAAAGUUAUAUUCAAAUAUUGUUUCUUUGGCUCUUGGGGACAGGCUAAAAGAGAGGGAACUGGCUACAUGCUGUGGCCCUGUCUCCAUAAGGACUAAAUGGAUUUCUGGAAAAGCAUUCCUUUUUUUCAUUUACUUACUUUAUAUCAUUCCACAGAGGAUUCUGAGUGUUUUCAUUGUAAUACUAGUAGAUUUCGGGUAUCUUUGUUCUUUGGUGUGUAAGUUUAGAGUUGUAUAAACUUAAGGCUUAUAUGAUAAAUGUAAAUACGCCAAAUGAGAACUCCUGUUGGCAAACUGAUUUUGAAAAGUCCUUUUAAUAUGCUGUUGCCAGAAAGCAAAGUUGAGUGUCCCUGCUUAUAUGUGUGAGGUUUGUAUAUAGAGGAAAUCUUCAAGGACUUAUACAGAAACAAAAAUUUUUGUUAAGGUGGUGGGAUUAUGAAAGGUGGGUGGUAUUUAUUCAAUAUUUUUAUUUAGUGUUGUUAUAUGGUUUUUACAAUAAAACACAAAU